Molecule: messenger RNA, 1022 nt
Organism: Parathielavia appendiculata
Lineage: Eukaryota; Fungi; Ascomycota; Sordariomycetes; Sordariales; Chaetomiaceae
Exons: 1
Coding region: 276-677 (133 amino acids)
Source: RefSeq, a predicted model, not a curated record
GUAAGGCACCUGGGGGCAACAAGACUUUGGGCAAGCGUGGCAGCCUCAGCAUGUCUGCCUCGGCAUCCUAUUGCGAGGCGUCUCUUCCCACUGUCGUUUCCAAUUGCUCUCUUUUUUUUCUUUUUUUCUCGUUUGUUUCCAUUCGUCAUGUUUAUUGACCACCUGGCUGCCGCACAUGCCGCGGUCACAAUCAACUUAAGUGGAGGAAUUGGACAUAAACCAAGCAGCGCAGAACCUUGCAACUGUUUGAGCCUCAACUCAAUUAUCUCUACAACAUGACGCCCAUUCUUUCUCUUCUAGAUGAGGUUCUGACCGCGGUCGCCGCCAAUACUCUGUCGCUUUCAGACCCUGCUGCUUCGGCACAGACAAAAACACUGGAUGUACUCCAUCGCCGACCCCGCGCUCUUUAUGCCGCCGCUGCCCCUGACUCCACGGCGGUGAGACGAUGGCUCUUCUACUCGGCCGAGAAUGGAUUUCUCGAGUCAAUUUUCGCCACUUAUUGGCCCCAUGGAGUGAAUCAGAAUCCCAUCUACGUGUCUCCCGGUCCUGGAGACCGCCUCCACCCUGCGCUCGCAGCCCAGGAGCGACGGCCGGGAAGACAGCCACUGAUUGAUCGCAAGCUUGGUCUCGAGACGAUUGAGGUCACCCUCAGAGAAACCGAGUCGAACAAAAAUUGAGCGAUUUAAUCGCGCUCUUCUCUCCACUUGCAAUAUUCUGUCGCAUGCACUCUUUGCUACGAGAUUUUCGGACGCCUUGAUGCUCCUGGAGUUGGAUCUUACCUUGGCUACAUCAGAACGGGGCCGUUUCAAUCCGUCCAGGCUCUGUCCCCUCACCGCUCUCCCCUACUUGAGCUAGGAUGAACAGACUGCAGCUAUUACCCCCUUGACGGGCGACACCUCGGCGAAGCACCUCUCCAAAACAUGAGUAACCAUUCGGAGGCGCGGCAAGUCACGGACGAACUAGGAGCAUCAUGAGCAAUUAUUUGUAAUCUUAUUGAUUACAACUACCAGAAAAGAUCUGAU